UCAAAUUUCAUUUCAAUUCAUCGUUUUCUCAUCGGUUUCAAACUUGGCAAAGUUCUCAUCUUUCUCCGACUUCCGCCGAGAUGCGACCCUCGCCGUCUCCGGCCCCUUCCGGCGAUGAAAACGUCGUUGGCAUCCUCUCCUUCGAGGUGGCGGCGGCGAUGUCGCGCGCCGUCCAUCUCCACCGCUCCCUCUCUGACGCGGAUAUCUCUCGCCUCCGCGCCGACACGCUUUCCUCUCCCGGCGUCCGCACCCUCGUCUCCUCCGACGAGAACUAUCUCCUCUCCCUCUCCCUCGCCGAGAAGAUCGACGCCCUCAACCGCAUCGCCGCCGUUACCGCCCGCCUCGGCCGCCGCUGCCGCCUCCCCACUCUCUCCGGCUUCGAGCACAUCUACUCCGACCUCCUCUCCGGCCGUAUCCAUCCUUCUCGCCUUGCUUUCUUAUCCAAAGACAUCGACGCCGCGUUUCGCAAGAUGGAACGCUUCGUCUCGUCCACCGCCAAGCUUUAUACCGAGCUCUCUGAUAACGCUCAUCAGGUGCUCGAUCAAAUGCCGCAAUGGCAACUCCGCAAUGCCUCUCUUUGGAACCAAACAUUUGAUAAGGUUGUCCUUCUCUUAGCUCGCGCAGUGUGCACCAUUCAUGCCAGGAUCCAAGUGGUAUUUGAAAGUCGUCAGCUUUAUCACUGCCCACCUUGUUCUACCUCUAGGAAAGCAGUGUCUUUUCCCGGGCCUUGUGCUUCUAGCCCUGGGAGGUUUCUCAUGGAAUGCCUCAGUUUGAGUAGCUCUAACUCUCCGUCAUUGAAUGAUGUUUUUGAUGAAGAGAAUUUCGAUAAGGAGAGUAAUGUUAGUAGAGAGGAGAAGUGCGGCAAGAAUGAGAGCUUGUGGUUUGGGCCGAAGAGUAGUUUGACGAUGCUUGCUUCAUCGUCUACUGUCGGUGGUUCUGCUCUUGCUUUGCAUUAUUCAAAUGUUAUUAUCAUCAUAGAAAAGUUGAUGCAAUAUCCGCAUUUGAUCGGCGAGGAAGCCCGGGAUGAUUUGUACUUGAUGUUGCCUUCGAGUUUGAGAAUUACUUUGAGAAAGAGUUUGAAGUCUUAUGUUAAGAAUCUUGCGAUUUAUGAUGCUCCUCUCGCCCAUGGUUGGAAGGAGAAGAUGAAGAGCAUUUUGAGCUGGUUAGCGCCGAUGGCGCAUAAUAUGGUUCAGUGGCAGAUGGAGAGGAACUUUGAGCAACAACAGAUUGUUCUGAGGUCCAAUGUGCUUCUGCUUGAGACUUUAUAUUUUGCUGAUAGGGAGAAGACCGAAUCUGCAAUAUGCGAGCUUUUGGUUGGGUUGAAUUAUAUGUGUCGAUAUGAGCAUCAGAAGAAUGCAUUGUUUGAUUGCUCGAGUAGUUUGAACUUUGAUAAUUUUAUUGGUUGGAAGGGACAAUGCUGAAUUCGUCUUUCUGGUAUUGCUAAUUUUAUUCUCAUUGAAGUAAUUACCUGAUGAGUAAUGUUAUUUAGGAGGUAUGGAAACUUUAAUUUCUGUUGUAUAUAGACUUAUGUCCAGUUUGAUGAAUACAUUGACUCUGAUGAAUGCUCUUCUGAUAAAUAUAUAAAUAUCUUCUUUUUGUAUGUCGUGAUGAUAGAAUCCUGCCGAUUGUUUCAUUGAUUGAUUUUACAGUGCUGCUAUUUUUCAGUAAUUUCAUUUACUGUCAUGCUUUUGCAAAUCAAAAACAUUUAACUCACAUUGGAAUAUCAUAUUGAGGUACAAUUUACAUUCGGACGGAAAUACUUUCAACUCACUUUUACAUUUUGUUCUUGGAGCUAUUUUACUGCUUUUCAUAUACAAAUGUUUUGAUCAAUUUGAUACAUAAAAAUGAAUAAACUUUAUCAUUCUUUUGUGGUUUGUUCAAAAUUUGGCCUUCAAUCUUUUAUAUUCCAUGAACAUUGCUUGUCUGCUGCCCUAGUUAAAUCAGGUAUGAAUUUUGGCACUGGAUAAAGAAAAACAGCAACAAUCACUCAAAGUAAAUUUGAUAUGAUGAUACAAUCGCUUUGUUUUGCAGGUUCAUGACACUAUGGUUCUGCAUGAAUUUGCAAAUUGAAAGUGCUCUUCAGCCUUAUAUUAUGAUAUCAUCUAAUGAAACUCAAGCAUAAAUUCUGGCAUUGUUCUUCGCAUUAUGAAUUGAUGUCUAAGCUUGGCUUCCCCUAAACGGCAAAUUGAAAGUGGUCUUUAACCAUAUCACGUGAUGAAGCUUGAGCAUAAUUCUUGCCAUCGAAUGACGGGUCAAAUUCAAUACAUAAAUCUUGAUGUGAUGAUACACUCUUGCUUUGUUUUGCAGGUUCAUGACAUUAUGAAUUAAUAUCCAAGCUCAACUUCACCUAAAUUGUGGCAUUGAAUUUAUAAUACAAGCAACGAUAGAUUCAUGACAUUAUGAAUUGAUAUCGGAACUCGGCUUCCCUUUCAUUUGCCAACCUUUAUGCUUCAAGAAUUACGAUUUAUCGACGAAUGUACUCGUUUUCCCCGAAUUGAAGGGAUUCUUUUUGGACAUGUUUUUAAUGUUCUGUGAAUUCAUCAACCAAUUUUGUGGUUGAAGCUUUAAAGUGCUGGAUUCAAUGCUUUUCAUAUUGCCUGAUAAAUUUUCAAGAUGUUGAUGUUCA
Molecule: messenger RNA, 2626 nt
Organism: Dioscorea cayenensis subsp. rotundata (Guinea yam)
Lineage: Eukaryota; Viridiplantae; Streptophyta; Magnoliopsida; Dioscoreales; Dioscoreaceae
Product: protein PSK SIMULATOR 3
Exons: 3
Coding region: 81-1421 (446 amino acids)
Biological process (GO): positive regulation of growth
Source: RefSeq, a predicted model, not a curated record